UUUGUUCGCUACUGUUAUUAUUGAAACAUGUUGAUUGUCUGUCUAGCAAAGUGUAGGAUCAUUUGUGAUAGCUAUUAGUUUGCCAAAACAAAAUUGCUGAUGGAUGUAAUCCGAUUAUUAUCGAAUAUUAUAAGUCAGUAUAGUGUACGGAAUAUACGAUCUUCGAAUGACUAAGGACAAACCCAAGCGAAUCUCAAGAAUGGUGAGCAAAUCGUUUUUAUGGGGAGUGCUAGCCGCCUCACUCACCUGGUCCAUCAGCUUGUAUCUGUACUGGAAUCUGAACAGUAGUUCCGAUGCUGUUGCUUCUGCGCCAGCGUCCUUGGCUUCUGCGACGAGUUCUGGACGUAAGAACGAUGAUAAACAACUACCGGUGGUGGGACCUGUGGAACAGGAGCAGUCUAAAAAACAGUGGCAGAAUGGACAUCAGAAUCAGCUAGACAAUUUAGCGGGAAAGUCGCUGAAUGAGAAGAGUUUCAGCUUUUUCAAGGAUAAAUUGGGGCGGUAUAAGAGUGAUCAGGAACAUAAGAAGAUUAGCCACAAGCUGUUUGAUGAAUUGCAACCUAUUUUUCCGAAUGGGACUGAUGAAUUCGGUAUGGUGCGUAACUCCGAGGAACAGUUCAUACGAGAUGUAGGCUAUAGGAAGCAUGCGUUUAAUGUUCUCGUUAGCAACAAGAUUGGACCAUAUCGAGAGGUUCCUGAUACGAGACAUAAGUUAUGCCAGGAACAGAGUUACGAUAAAGUGCUUCCGUCGGCAUCGAUUAUUAUGUGCUUCUACAACGAGCACCUGCAGACGCUGAUUCGCUCGGUGAGCUCUGUGCUUCAUCGGACACCGUCUUAUCUAUUGCACGAAAUCAUUCUUGUUGAUGAUUGCAGCGAUUUGGAUGAUCUUAAAACUGACCUUGAGGUUGAGUUGAAAAAACUCAACAGUGCCAAGGUACGGUUGAUUCGGAAUGCCGAGCGAGAGGGACUAAUGCGGUCGCGAGUUUAUGGUUCCCGUAAUGCCUCUGGAGAUGUGCUUAUUUUUCUCGACAGCCACAUUGAAGUAAAUGUUGAUUGGAUCGAACCAUUGUUGCAGCGAAUUAAAGUCAACGCAACGAUACUGGCUAUGCCGGUAAUCGAUAUUGUAAAUUCUGACACAUUCGCCUACACAUCGAGUCCUCUGGUGCGGGGAGGAUUUAAUUGGGGUCUGCAUUUCAAGUGGGACAAUCUUCCGAAGGGUAUGUUGGCAAAGGAGAGUGAUUUUGUUGGACCGUUUCAAUCACCGACGAUGGCAGGCGGGUUGUUUGCUGUGGACAGGCAGUAUUUCAAGGAUUUGGGUGAAUAUGACAUGGGAAUGGAUGUGUGGGGCGGAGAGAACUUGGAAAUUUCUUUUAGAACGUGGCAAUGUGGUGGAUCCAUUGAGUUGCUACCUUGCUCGAGAAUCGGUCAUGUAUUUCGACGUAGACGUCCAUAUGGAUCACCCGAUGGAACAGACACUAUGAUUCGGAACUCCCUCCGGCUAGCUCGUGUUUGGAUGGAUGAUUAUAUCAAAUACUUUCUAGAUAAUCAAUCCCAGGCAAAACGUAUUGAUGCUGGUGAUAUAUCUGAACGACAGGAAUUGAGGGCGCGCUUGAAAUGUAAACCCUUUGAGUGGUACCUGAAAAACAUCUAUCCCCAAUUGAGGCUUCCGGGAGAUAAGACAACCGACAACAAUGUAUCUCAGCCAAAGUUUCAACCAUGGCAUUCGCGCAAACGAAAUUACGUUAGCAGUUUCCAGAUUCGUCUCACCAAUUCCACCCUUUGUUUGACCACUGAAAAUAGCAAAGAGAAAAGUUUAUGGAAAAAGGGAUCCAAACUGGUGUUGCAACCGUGUUUGAGGGUUAAAACUCAGAUGUGGUUUGAAACGGAAAAGGCAGAGCUAGUUCUUGGCCAGCUGUUGUGUUUGGAGGCUCCUUCCAGUGCCACUAAAGGCACGCCUAUAUUGAACAAGUGUCAUGAAAUGGGGGGCGAUCAAGCAUGGAAACAUAGAAAGACGAAAGGAACUCCGAUCUACAAUAUUGCUUCCGGAAGUUGUUUGGCUGUGCGAGAAAUUGCUAAAGGUUCCCUCGUAGGGCUAGACUUGUGUAUGAACACAGCGCGGAGCACGUGGGAUUUGGUUGUGUCAUGAGAUUUUUAUGUUACUUCAACAAAACUCGAAUAAUUCUCGAAAUAUUAGAUAUAAUUCGUUUUUCUAAAAAAAGACAACUACUGAUUAUAUUUACA
Molecule: messenger RNA, 2241 nt
Organism: Topomyia yanbarensis
Lineage: Eukaryota; Metazoa; Arthropoda; Insecta; Diptera; Culicidae
Product: polypeptide N-acetylgalactosaminyltransferase 35A-like
Exons: 4
Coding region: 167-2146 (659 amino acids)
Biological process (GO): regulation of Notch signaling pathway
Cellular component (GO): Golgi apparatus
Molecular function (GO): Notch binding
Source: RefSeq, a predicted model, not a curated record